Molecule: messenger RNA, 1176 nt
Organism: Haplochromis burtoni (Burton's mouthbrooder)
Lineage: Eukaryota; Metazoa; Chordata; Actinopteri; Cichliformes; Cichlidae
Product: C-type lectin domain family 4 member M
Exons: 6
Coding region: 71-1117 (348 amino acids)
Source: RefSeq, a predicted model, not a curated record
GCGUCACAAUCUGUGACAGAUUGUUGCUUAAAUGCACUGACACAUGACUGAUUUAGACUGAACAGUGAGAAUGGAGGAGACAAAUGGUGGUUUUCAGACACUUGUCUAUGAAGACGAUUUGCACGAGGAAGAGUAUCCUCCUUACCAUCAGUCUAACAGGAUACAAGUGUCCAUGUUCACUAUGAGUCCUGGGAGACGCCACAGACUGGCUGCAGCGUGCCUGGCGCUUCUUGCUGCUGUUCUUCUGAUACUGAAUGUUGGCCUGGGGAUCCACUAUAACAAACUCACAGAUUCUCACCUCACGCUCGACGAUACCGAACGCAUCAGCAAAGAGCUCAUCAACCUCCAGGACACUUACAAGACUGCAGUGGAAACCAUGAAGGAUGCCAGGAAGCAGCUGGACAGUGAGAUGAGCCGUCAGACACAAACCAACUGGGAGCUUGAACACCAGACAAAACGAAGCAAUGACUAUAAAAGUCAGAUGGAAAAAAUCACAAAGGAAAUUGAAGCCAUGAGAACACGCUUAUCAAUGCUUAGCGAUGGCUGCAAACACUGUCCUGCAGGAUGGAUUUUAAUGAACUCUGUAUGUUACUACUUCCCCUUGAAGUCAAAUGAAUUCAAAACAUGGAAGGAAUCCAGAGAUUUCUGUCAGCUGCAGGGAGGAGAUCUUAUAAUCAUAGACAGCCAAGAUGAAGAGAACUUGACAGUAAAUUACCUGAUGAAUCAUCAAGAUGCCCCGCUACAGACUGGCGACCUAUUCAGUGACCAACCCACCUUUCAACAUUACAUGAGUUAUAUAGACCACUCCAUGAUACACGACUACUCAGAUUAUUAUUAUUAUGAAGAUGCCUCUGGGAUGAUGCCUCAGUCAAAUCCAAAAUCCCCAAAGGCUUUCUGGAUUGGACUGAGUGAUGUCCAAGAGGAUGGCACCUGGAAAUGGUGGGAUGGAACAGUCCUUACUGAGGGGUACUGGAAUGAUGGAGAGCCGAAUGAUGUCAGCAAUGAGGACUGUGCAGCGCUGUAUCCUAAAGCAAACUUCUUCAAGAGCUGGAACGAUGUUAGAUGUGACACCCAAAUGAAAUGGAUUUGUGAAAAAGCACCAAAAUCCAUGAGCUAAAACAUCUGUAAUACAAUUUUACAUAUGUACAUGCUACUAUAACACAAAUAUCUGUAUCU